AUGACGGAGACUUUAGAUCUUAGCAAUAGUCGGUGGGUAUUCGAUCAAAGCCUGUUACAAGGUGAUGCGCAACAUGCAGAAAAAUCUCAGGGUCAAAACUUGCACCAUUCUGAAAAAUCUGUUAGGGAGUUGGUUAUUUCUAAACAACAUACUCGUGUUUUCCCUGUGGAUAACCAAUUAAUGGGCCGGAUGGAGGAUCAAUUAGUUCGAUGGAAACGACCAGCAUCCUCGCAUCUUGGCACAGUACAAGUAAUCGAGGGCACUCAUCCAUACCAACAGGAACCUAUUUCAAUGUCACAAACGUGGUCCCAGAUAAGAGAUGCAUUUUCGACAAGAAUGCAGAGAAAUAGUAUCAAUGAUACACAAGAGGAUGAAGAAGAAGAUUUAGAUGGGCUUGACUUGGGCAAUACCGAAAUUUGGAAUUACAAAGACAAAGCAUUUACUACUGAACGUAUUGACACCUACCGUUCCAACAUUAUCGAUGAAUACAAUGCAACAACGUCAAUGACUGCAAAAGCCGUACCCGUAACGUUGAAAUUACCAGCAAGAACAGAUGAUAUGACGAUAAAUAGUCAGUACACGUAUCACUACCCAAUUCCACAGUACUACCUACCACAUUCACAACAACAGCAAAACAACAACAAUGUAACAAACUCUAGACAAAUGACGCAGGCUUCUCAAGAUGCAUCCUUCUCUUGCUCCAGUUGGUUAUGUUUUACUUGA
Kluyveromyces lactis is the source of this 723-nucleotide messenger RNA. RefSeq lists its product as uncharacterized. NCBI's taxonomy places the organism in Eukaryota, Fungi, Ascomycota, Saccharomycetes, Saccharomycetales, Saccharomycetaceae. The record is from RefSeq and is a predicted model, not a curated record. The transcript has a single exon. Bases 1 to 723 code for a protein of 240 amino acids.